Messenger RNA from Patiria miniata (bat star), 2832 nucleotides. Its product is annotated as solute carrier organic anion transporter family member 2A1-like. Bases 185 to 2188 code for a protein of 667 amino acids. The record is from RefSeq and is a predicted model, not a curated record. Gene Ontology annotation, molecular function: protein binding. Gene Ontology annotation, cellular component: membrane. Gene Ontology annotation, biological process: transmembrane transport; sodium-independent organic anion transport. Lineage: Eukaryota; Metazoa; Echinodermata; Asteroidea; Valvatida; Asterinidae. The transcript is spliced from 9 exons.
CCUUUGUACCCCUUUACAAUAGCCAAGCGCAUAAUUUAUUUAAACUAGGAGUUCAGUAGAAGCUAGGUGUUUGCCAAUUAACAGUUACAGCAGCUAGCAGUUAUUUCUAGAGUCGAAAUUCCAGAGGCCUACAUCAAGGAUUCCAACAAGGAUUCCACAUUCCUUCAUAUUCGCCAGUAGUAAGAUGUAUUCAACAAUGGUCAUUGAAGAACCCAAACAGCAACUCAUUGCCGCAGACGAAGAUGCUCCGGAGUGCAGCUAUUGCUCCGUCAGACCGCCGUGUCUUCAACGCUUCGCACGGCCAGCUUUCUUCGUUGUCGUUGUCAGCAUGUUCCUCUUUGCCGAUAGUUUUAUCGUCGGGGUGAUCCAGGGGACGAUAACCACAACUGAACACCGGUAUCAGUUCAGUCUCGGUCAGAUUGGCCUGUUAAUGGCAGGCUUUUCCGUAGGCGGCGUCAUUGGCAACGUGCUCGUGAUCUUAUUCUUCAGUAAACCGGAUACCAAUCGACCACGCCUACUGGGAAUAUGUUCCCUGAUGAGUGGUCUUGCGACUUUUGUAGAAAUCAUCCCACAGUUCAUUCAAGAUCCAUACGUUCCUGCAGGUUUUGAGGCUACCAACGACACAGAGGACGCGUUUCAGCAGGUACAGAUGCUGUGCAUGGCAGACAAGUCGGGGGCAGACUGCACAGACCAGCCGGCUGAGACUGUGUCUCCUAACCAGGUUGCUUUCUACAUUAUGCUGUCAAGCACACUGCUUGAAGGUGCAGUUGUCAUGAUCAUGUACCCAACAGUGUACGCAUACAUCUCAGAAAAUACAACUCCAAAACAUACGGCCUUUUAUACAGGUGUAUGGGGAGCUGUGAGUGGCCUGUCACCAGUGGCAGGCAUCUUCGCGACUGCGGCAUUUCUUGGUCUGUGGGUAGACUUCUACAGAAUCCCCUCAUCAGCCGUGCCCGUGACUCCCGAGGACAGGGCGUGGGUGGGAGCAUGGUGGCUGGGCUACCUUGUUGCUGCAAUCUUGUAUGUGCUACCAGCGUUGCCCCUCUUUGGAUUUCCCGUGGUGAUGAGAAAGUCCUGUACCAACGCCGAAGGCAGCGACAGCGUCAGUGGAGAUGACGGGGACACGGAAAACAAGAGUGGGACACAGUUCCCCAAAGGAGAAACUUCGAGUGGUAGUUUGUCGACGUUGUGGAAGGUGUUGAAAAACCGUGACUGCAUGCUGACAUGCCUGUCCCAAGGUGGUGCUUCCCUUCUUGUGUUUGGCUAUGGUGCCUUCGUUCCCAAGUACCUGGAAAUUCAGUUUGAGGUGGAAACCCGACUUGCCGACAUCCUGACAGGUUGUCUUCUAGCUCCUGCAUACGCCGUCGGCUUCAUGCUGGCUGGUUCCCUCGUCAAACGAUUCAACAUUCAAUACCGGGGCCUAGUCUCCCUCUCGUGCGUCGCACUGGCUCUCGGCGUCGCUGGCCUUACGGCGAAUGUGUUCAUUGGUUGCCCAAAUGAGAAUGUUGCCGGUGUCUUCACGCCAUACAAGGGACAAAGCCAGCUUGAUUUAGAGGCGCCCUGCAACUCGGACUGUGAAUGUUCUUUGUCUGCGUACUCACCUGUAUGCGAUGGCCAUGGGAUCACCUAUAUAUCAGCCUGCCACGCAGGAUGCCAACUCGUCACUGAGCAGAAUCAUGAAUAUGGAAAUUGUUCAUGCUUAGCCACUGGACCAACAAACCUAAAUGGUACACUUCUGGCGGUUGAGGGCGCUUGUGACAGUCAUUGCAUCUCCUAUGCACCGUACCUGGUUUUGCUGACUGCAGUACUGCUGUUUGCGCAGUUCGCACAGCUCAUGCGUUUUAAUAUCGUCAUGAGAUGCGUUUCAUCAGCAGAAAGGCCUGUGGCUCUGGCAAUCCUAUAUCUUGCCGGUCUAAUCGCUACUAUCCCAGCUAGUUAUAUGUUUGGCGCCCUCAUCGACACCGCCUGCGUGGGAAGGCAACAAACGUGUUAUGGCCAAGGAGCAUGUUUUCUGUACGACAAGGUCUGGUACCGCUACACCUUCAACGGCGUGGCAUUGGGGUUUGCGAUCAUAUGUCUUGGCUCCAUGCUCAUUGUAUGGAAGUUUCCUUCGUACACAAAUAAAGAUGCCAAUGAUGACGUGAAGGGGAAUGAAAAUGAAGCAAGCACUCACAACCAGCAGAUAUAACAAAUGUUGCCUAUUUUGGGAAAACGUAAUCUUGCUCCCGUAUUUCAGCUUGAUUGUGUGGUUUAAAUAAGUAAUAUGAAAAUGGAUACAUACAUAUGUAUUUUCGAAUGAAUGGGUAUUCAAUUUUAAUUAUAAAUCUCCUCGGGAUGCAAUUCAUUACUAGUGAUGAUCACAGUAAAAGGGAGUCACAAUAAGAUAAAUCCGAUACUUAUGGGCGAGUAUAAAGUGUUUUGGUCAAACAAUUUGUGAACCUUUAUUUUGUCCUGGUCGCCAAUAUCCCUCGCCUUUAAGCUUUGGUUCGGGUAAUUAUCAAUCUCAUUACAUGUAUAAGCUUUUUGUGUUGAGAUUAUGUCGUUAAAACGUGCCUUCAGUCUGCGUUUAAUUUGAAUUGAUUUUUAAUUGAUGAUUAUUCAAGGAGUAUUUCGCCUCCCCCUUACACAGUGAUAAGGGUUGACAGCGUUUCGAUUUUAACACUAAAAUAGCCGGGUUAUUUUAACCAUCUCACAGCCGGGGGAGGAAUCCGCCCCCUAAGAUCUCGGCCAUCGACCGACGAAAAAUUAUGAAACUCGGUACAUACAUAGAGCAACUUAUCAUAAACAUAUAGCCAAGAAAUGUCAUGACUAUAGGUCAAAGGGUUUGGGAAU